AUGGUCAAUCAAAUGGAAAAGUUCCUUAGAGUAUCGCUUGUAUUGACUGGCUUUGCUGGAUUGGUCUUAGCACAAAAUCCGCAAGUGCAAGCCCGGUGCGCCCAGGUUUCGUAUGCGUUAUUCGAAGAUCAAGACGACUGUGGACAGUUCGUGUUCUGCCAGGGAGGCACAGCUGAACAGCUCGAGUGUCUGACAGACGAGAUUUGGUUUCAAUCGAGGACUGCUUGUGUGCUGGGAAAUCGCAGCACUUGUGAACCCUGGGAUCCUCAGGAUGCGUGUGACGGACGGCCAAAUGGUCCAACAGUGUAUCCAAGAAACUGCAUGCAGUUCAUAAAUCGCACCGAGCUGCAGGCAGAAGUGAUCGAGUGUUUGCCAGGUUUUGUGUAUGUGGAAAACGGAACUAGCUGCCAGGUGGGAAAUGCCAUAUCAUGUGAGCCGUUGUCAUCUCUGUGUGCAGUCAACGAUACCAGUGAUCUUUUUCCCCAUCCAAUUCUUUGUAACGCCUACAUUCGGUGUAACAAAACCGAAGCUGUUUUGGAGUAUUGUUCAGAAAAUGAGAUAUUUGAAGCUAACCUCCGGAUUUGCGUACCAGGGAAAGCCGAAACGUGCACGGCUACCCCGGCGGACGCAAUUUGCGAUGUAAAAUCAGACGGCGUUUUUCCGCAUCCAGAAGAAUGUACUAAAUUUGUGCAGUGCAGUGAAAGCAUCACCAAUAUUGUUGAUUGUCAGCAAGGAGAAAUUUUUAACCCAAGUAUCGCUGACUGUUCCGUAGGUAAUACGGAGAACUGUCUGCUACUGGACACUAUUUGCAUCGAUCAGCAGAAUGGAGCGUUACUUAAUUUUUCAUUCGUACCAGGAAAUAAAGAAACCUGUGAGUUUACACCACUUGAAGAAAUGUGCGACCAUGUACCAUUUGGAACGAUUUUUCCCAAUCCGUACGAUUGUACGCAGCGUGUUAGUUGUUCAAAUAACAUAAAUGUUCCCGACUUGUGUCUCAAUCAUACUAUCGUAGAGCCUGGUACUCUCGAUUGCGUCCCUGGCGACCAAGAAAGUUAUCGAUUUUUGGACUCAUUCUGCGAAGGAAUCAAUUAUGGUAACGUGGAAUUUCCCAGCGACUGCAGAGUGUACGUGUCAUGCGACCAAGAGGUGGCGACUUUCGUUGAGUGCUUGCCAGGAGAAAUUUUCAGUGCGUCCGAGCAAACAUGCAUUUCUGGCAACACGCUCGAGUGUGAUCCCCUAGGUUGUGCCGAGCAAGAGAACAGCACUUUGAUUCAUCCGAAUCAUUGCAAUAAGUUUAUAAUUUGUUACAAUGGACAAAUAUCUCUUCAUCCGUGUCCCAUUGGUGAUAUCUUCAAUCCCACGUUUCUGGUUUGCACCGCGGGAGAUCCUACAACCUGCGAGUUUCAUCCGGUCGAACAAAUGUGCGUCGGUCACUACAAUGAUACUCAGACUUGUCCGGAUGAAACUGUACUGCAACCGCAGACACUGUACUGCUUUCCCGCAAUUUUGCCGCAUCCAACGAGUUGUGAUAUGAAAAUAAUAUGCAUCGCCGGUUUACCCGUCAUUAAGCGGUGUCCUGAAGGAGAAAUCAUAAACGAAAAUAUGGUCUGUGUUCCCGGUGAUGUCAUUGAUUGUUUUUGCUUAGGAAGAGCAAAUGGUCUAUACAAGCACCCAGGCGAUUGUAGUCAAUAUUUGCGUUGUUCAAACGAGGAAGUAGAACGAAUCACUUGUCCAGAAGGCGAAAUUUUCCGUGAAGAUAUGUUACUGUGUGUACCUGGAGAUUCCACUAGCUGUGUUCCAGCUCAAGUGGGUGAUAUGUGCGAGGGUCGUCCAGAUGGGCAAAGAUAUCCGCACCCAUAUGAAUGUGAUCAAUUCGUCGUUUGUGCGGAUGAGUUACCAACGGUGAGUGCAUGCGAUCGUGGUAAUGUUAUACAACCGGGAACGGGAAACUGUGCAGCAGGAAAUGCUGGAACCUGCGAACUAUACGACAAUUUAUGCGUAGAGGAGGAGACUGACAUCGGUCAUCCUGAGUAUUGUGACAUAUUCAUCGAUUGUCAACUGGAAACGGGUGUCGCGAAAUCUUGUUCGAGAGGAGAAAUAUGGGAUCACGGUAGUUCAAGUGGCCUGCCAGGUACGGUUGAACCGUGCGAAGUGUUAAACUUAUGCUCUGAAGAAGAAGAUGACGUAAGGUUACCGCAUCCCGAGUUCUGCGACAUUUAUAUUGAAUGCGUAGAGUCUGAGGAUACGAUCGUAGCAUGUCCAGUAGAUCGGAUAUUUGAUUUCACGACAGGAGAGUGUGUUGCUGGAGAUAGUGAGACUUGUGAAGUGAAUCCCGAGCAAUAG
Molecule: messenger RNA, 2343 nt
Organism: Wyeomyia smithii (pitcher-plant mosquito)
Lineage: Eukaryota; Metazoa; Arthropoda; Insecta; Diptera; Culicidae
Exons: 4
Coding region: 1-2343 (780 amino acids)
Cellular component (GO): extracellular region
Molecular function (GO): chitin binding
Source: RefSeq, a predicted model, not a curated record